Molecule: messenger RNA, 5944 nt
Organism: Gigantopelta aegis
Lineage: Eukaryota; Metazoa; Mollusca; Gastropoda; Neomphalida; Peltospiridae
Product: protein nervous wreck-like
Exons: 22
Coding region: 97-2427 (776 amino acids)
Biological process (GO): neuromuscular synaptic transmission; regulation of actin filament polymerization
Cellular component (GO): neuromuscular junction; recycling endosome
Molecular function (GO): protein binding
Source: RefSeq, a predicted model, not a curated record
GAAGGCGGAAAACAGAAUAGCCCGUUUUGCAUGGCGGAUACCACAACAUGAUUGUAAGUUGAGUGUUGGAUUUUACGGAAUGUUUUGGUAUGCAACAUGCAGCAGCCUCCACCACGAAAGGUAAAAGCACCCGCUGCUUUAAAGAAUAUUCACACAGAGCAAGUGUCAAAACUACAAAGCAAAAACCAGCAAGAAAUCGAUCUCCUGGAAGAUAUAAGAGUUUUUUCAAGGCAACGAUCUCUACUUGAAAAAGACUAUGCGCAGGGUUUGUUGAAAUUAACAAGUCAGCUAUUGAAGCAUGAGUUCCCUGCUCAACCAGAAUUAAUCUCUGAAGAUGAGGUAGAACAAACCCUUGCUGAUGGACGGACGGCCAUUGCUGUGUGGCGGCAGAUCCUGGAGGAGACGGAGAAGAUGGCGAGAGCUCGGCUCGCGGCGGGAGAGAUCUACAUGGACAAAAUAGCAGAGUCGGUUAAACCACUGAAAGCUAAUAAAAUACAAUCCAUGAAAAAGUUAAUCCCUCAAAUAACGACAAUUCAGGCAGAAGUGGCUCAGGCUGUGAUGGAAAUGACUAAAACUCACAAGGCUUACUGUGUGGAGGAAACUGUCGCAUUUGAAGCUAGACAAAAGCUUUCUGAGGCCGAGGAAAAGUUAAAGCGCAAGUCUACAGGCCUGUUCCAAUCAAAAACAAGCUUACAGAAAAAUUGUUCUAAGCUAAAAAGUCGGAAGGAUCACAUCGAGGUUCGUGCGACCGCCUCAAGAAACGAAUAUCUCCUCAGUUUGGCAGCAGCUAAUGCACAUCACAUUCGAUACUACAGCACCGACCUGCCAGAUCUCAUAAAAGUAUUAGAUGGAGAAACUGACAGUAAGAUCAAGGAGUAUUUCUGCUUGCUGGGGAGGACAGCUGUCGAUAUAAGUAGUGCAGAAGUUAGUAGCUUUGAGAAAAUAGUGCAGGAGGCACAAAAGAUCAGCAGGGAAUAUAGUCUGCAGUGUUUUCUGUCCAGUAAUCGUGUGUUUACUGACUUGGUGCAAUACCAGAUGGAUCCUUGUCAUAAUGACCCGUGCAAUACUGUGUCUGCUGAUAAUAAUGCUGGACCUAACUUAGAAAAGGAGGCUAAAAAGUGGGCAUCGAAGGUUGUCAAGGAAACCAAAGCAAUCCGAGACUACAGCAGAACAUUAAAAUCACUUCAGGGAUUGGACCAGGUAUCAGACUCUGGUACCGACGACCGUGCCCCAGCUACCCAGACUCAGGAUCCAGAAGUCAGUGUGGAGGAACUCAGACAGCAUAUCAGGAAGGCGGAGACAGCCAAGUUUAAAGCUGAGGCCAGACUGGAGGCGCUGCGUGCAGCAGGCAUUAAUGUUGAAGAAUACAUAAACAAUGCACAGGAGACUCUUGGAACAGACGACUUCGAUAUUCCACGCACAUCAAGUGAACUGUCAUUCCAAGCAGAGUCUUCUGGAGUGCAAAGCAGUAAGCCCACGUAUACCAACUACGAUGACGAUGAUGACUUCGAUGACGCGUUUGAAACAGCAGCAGACUACAGUGAGAACAAGGCUUCAGAUCGCAUUUUCCCCAUCAAGUGUCAAGCACUGUAUGAUUUCCAGGCCAGUAACUUUGAUGAGUUAACGAUCGUAGCCAAUGAGGAGUUGGAGCUUGUGGGUGAAAGUGAUGGACCAGGCUGGAUCAGGGCACGGAAUUCAUCGGGGAAAAUGGGAAACAUUCCAGAAUCUUACGUAAAUUACUCGAACAACGUUUCAACACCUGUUGUGAAUGGACCUGUAUCAGUGGUCGUAUCCCAGACAACCCCGCCUGCCACACCCACCACCCCUCCACUGCCACCCCAGUCACAGACCUCUGAGCCGAUGUCACCAUCGUCGGUGACGGAGAACCAGCCCGACAAGUCAUCGUCGUACUCGUCGUGUGACCUCGAGGUGCAGGAGGCAACCAAAGGCAUGAUACCAACACCAACAACUGAAGCUGAGUGGGUUCAAGCGCUCUACGAUUAUGCCGCUCAGUCCGAUGAAGAACUUUCUUUUCCGGAAGGGGCUCUCAUCAAAAUAGUGAGCAAAAGUGUCAGUGAUGUCGAUGAUGGCUUCUGGAAGGGUGAACUGAAUGAGAAAAUUGGUGUAUUCCCAUCGAUUUUGGUAGCAGAGAUUACUACUAAUGAGGACUGUAUACCUCCCCCGCCAGUGAUGGUCACGCUCCCCUCGCCUGAUGAGGAGCUGCCCCCUCCUCCAGUCAUAGACUGGGAUGAGAACUCAGAUGAUAUAGCCAAGCAACCUGUGGACCUGGGUUCAGCUGAGCAGCUUUUUAAAAAGGUUCGAUUCAGCAAUAACCACAUGACCCCAACGGAUGUAUUAGAGCCUAAGUAUAUCAUUAACAACCAAUUGGAGGACUCACAAGAUGAAGGGGAGGAGUCUUUAGUUUAAUAUUUAAAUAUUGUAAUAUGACCUGUGGCCAGUUCAGAGAGUAGUAGUUUAAAUGAGGAAUUUCUGCUAGGAUAGGUAGAUCCAGCAAUAGUUGUGUUGUGAAAACAUUAUAUAGCAAGCUGUUGUUCAGGUGUUAACAAUAGAUCUGAAAAUAUAAUGGGAUUAAAAUCUCAUGUAAUGAAAACAUUAUAUAGCAAGCUGUUGUUCAGGUAUUAACAAUAGAUCUGAAAAUUUAAUGGGAUUAAAAUCUCAUGUAAUGAAAACUGACGGUGUUUGCCUGAUGUAUAUGGGUUUGUUGUAGAAUCACACCUGAUGGCAACCCAAUGCUUGAGCUGUGAAUCUUAAUGUUAAUGGGUUUAGACAGCACAACUGCACUACUUAAUCUACCAGCAUAAUUAUAUAUCUCAUCAUUUUAAACUGCACUACAUAGUCUAUCAACAUAAUUAUAUAUCUCAUCAUUUUAAACUGCACUACAUAAUCUACCAACAUAAUUAUAUAUCUCAUUUUAAACUGCACUACAUAAUCUACCAACAUAAUUAUAUAUAUCAGCAAUUCAAACUGCACUACAUGAUCUACCAACAUAAUUAUUUAUGUCAUCAUGUUUUGUUUAGGAUGUAUAUGGGGUUGUUGUAGAAUCGCUUUGAAACACACUGAUCUGAUGUACCGGGUACUGACAUACAGACAUACUGUGUUUUAACCAGAGAGGUGCUCAACAGGUUUCUCUUGCUGUACAUGUCGCUAUUGGAAACGUGCAAUACUUUGAAUGUGAUGAAUAUUUAUCAACACCAGUAGAAUUAAUUUUACUCGAGUGUCAUUAACGUACAUCUAGCUGUAGGUAUCGGCUAUAUUUCCUGCAAUGUUGCCUGUCGGGCAUCUUUGCAUAAGGGGUUUGUUUUUUCUUCUUCUUAACAGAGGUUACAGGUGAAGCUGUUUGGUGAUGGUUUUACACCACUUUUUAAGUAGAACUUUGUGGUAAAGGAUUGUAAAUAAACAACUGAAGCAUAUGUCAUUGUCAGAUUCACCAUAAUAGUAAUGUAGAUGCAGCUAGUAAUCUUAAUGAUCAUUUGUAUUGGCAGAUUAAUAUCACUUCUAAAGUUGGGUAUCUUUAUAUAUAUAUAUAUAUAUAAUAUUAUACAAAAAUGUGUGUUGAGUUUGUGUAUAUAUAUUUGUUUUAUUUCCAUUAAGAUUUACAUUUAAUUCUUUUGUUUUUAAUAAGAACUUUAUUAUGGUAGUAUGCAUGGUCAUAAUAAUAAUAUUUACAUCAGGUGAAAAAAGAAGCAUAGGUUUUUCUAGUAUUUGUUUAAAAUGUAAUUUUCGAUUAUUUUAGACUUUGUAAUAGAAAACUUUAAAUAGUUUGUAUUAUUCAUUACUGGACCAUUUUCCAGAAAUGUGUUAGUAUGGUGUUUUCACUACGAACAUAGCAAUAAUAUGGUAUUUCUGAAUAAAAUUGUGUUCACAUUUGAAUAGUAACCAGUUGUGGGGAGGAGUGUAGUCACAAUUCCACAUAUUUUCCCAUGGAUCCUAUAUUUAAAGAUAUUCUACUACAUUUGUUACAACUUUUAUUUUGUGAUGCGUUUGCAGAUUUUUAGGUCACCUGGGCCAUUUUUGUCCCAUUACCAUGCAUUUGUCAACCUUCAUGUGUAAACUUUUCACAUUUUUUACUUCUCCAAAACCUAUUGACAAAUUCAAACCUACUUUUGAAAGAAGCUUCCUUGGCAUAUUUACAAGCAAUUUGGUAAAUCAGAUUCCGCAAGAGGUCUUAAGGACAGGGCCAAACGGGGGUGAGGGAACUCAGCCACUUACAAAUACUUAAAUCAAGUCUUGGCACGUAGAAAAAUAAAUAUGUUAUAUCUAUAUGUUAUUCUAACAUAAUUGGUUAAAGUUUAGCUAAAAUUUCUCUAAUUGCCACUAACUCUCGAAUUCUUUAAUGUAUGGCUUUCAUGUUUAGUACAGGACAUGGUUAUGGUCACUUAGAAUUUAUUAACAUUUCUAGAAUUUCUGUUAACUCUGAAUCCUUUCAUGGAUGGUUUUCAUAGUUAGUAUAAGUUUUCAUUUCACCUGCACAGGCCUACUAAUACCAAAACAAGUUUAAAAACAAAGUUAAUUAAGUAUUUUGCUAGAUUGUUACAUGUAUGUUCUUUUCCCUAUCUAACAAAACAGUCUAUUGUAUACUGUUAGUAAUAUGCAAACUUCAAUUUGUUUCAAAUAACCAUAUAAUACAAAUUUGAUUUCUUUUGUUUUGAUGAAAAAGUGCUAUUGUUUAGAGAUAAACAAUAUUUUAAAAUACUACUCAAUAAACCAUAAUAUGUACUCUGUCAUAAUAAUAAACCACACUUAACUUUUGAAACCCUAUGCAUUUUAAUCAAGAACAACUUGGUAUCUAUAGUAAAAACUCUCUUAAUGUGAUUUUGGAUGUCAGUACUGAAAUUAUUAUUUUUUUAAAGUUGAAAUAUUUAUAUCCAUGGCAUGUGCAUAAUUUUAGUUGCACCCCCUUCUAAAUAGAAUCCUGAAUCCACCCAUGCCAGGCAUUAUCAUACUGAUAAUGGGGGGGGGGGGGGGUGUCGUUGAUUGCCUUUGCAAACCUUUGUGCACCCAUCUAACUGAUAGUGUGAAGAUCACUGUUUAUGGGGACCAUGUCUAAUGCUAUAAUUGUCUAAUAAACAUUUCAAGUUGUCCAUCUGUGUUGUUUCCAGAUGAUAGUUUAUUACCAAAUGACAUACUUAUAGCAGAAUACAGAAUAACAAAAUUGUUGCCAAAAUAUUAUUACAUGAAGAAGAACAAAGUUAAUGGAAUAUAUUUAGCAAACAUUGCGUUCGUGUAUUAAAUGAGCUGUUUGUAAGAUGGUCAGUUUGUUUGCUCAAAUUUGAGGUUAUAAAUAAUUGGUUUAUAGCAAUAUAAUUUGCAACAACAUUGUUAUUUUUAAAGCAAUAAAUGUAUAUAUGUCGGCUUAAAUAUGAUUGCUAUAUUGCACUGCUGCCCAGUUAUCAACUCUGGUCCUAGACGUUGUAUUUGGUGAAUGUACUAGUUGGAGAAAAAUGAAAACAAGAUGAAUAAGUUGAUGAAAAUAGAUGACUUUCUUUUCUUUUAGCAUUCAAUAAUGAACAUAUGAGAUUAUAAAAUAAUAUACUUAUUCUAUAAUGACAUGUAUUUAAGUAACCAUGUAAGUGGAUUACUAUUUAUGGUACUAAGUUUGCUAAUGAAUUACAUGAGUUUUUAUUUAAAAGUGACAAACUGCCAAAUAAUAUAAAAUGAACAGUCAGUUCAUAUUAAAAUUCCUUAUUAAUUUGUGGUUUUGAUAUUUCAUAAUAACAGCAAUAUUAUUUGGAACAGUAUUUUAAUGUUACAUCAAUCUCAGGAAAAGUUUGUUUUGUUUUCAACUUCUACUUCUAUAUAUUGUUCAUUAAGUUUGUGGGAUUAUAAAUUUAAAGAAAUAAAAUAUGUACUUAAAUUUAUAAAAUAAAUGUAAUUAUAUACAUAUACAUUUUUGCAUGAUCAAUCAUGCCCUACCCCACCAAAA